UAAUCAUCAAAAAGUAAACUACUGAUAAGAAAGUCCAAUCAGUGGGUGUUUUGUUUGCGCAACUCAGUGCAUUUAUACUCACAUAUUUUUACAGUAAAUUACGUACUGUUGCAUAAUUUCAUACUACAAGUUCAUCAACAUGUUCCCAACUCUUCGACGCACAGUAAAGCCGCUGCUGGCGAGGUCUUAUACCACGAACUUUGCCCAACCCGUUGAAGUGCGGAUCGUCGAAGUCGGUCCCCGCGAUGGGCUCCAGAAUGAGCCCACCAUCCUGCCAGCCGCCACCAAAAUCGAGCUGAUCAACGCCCUUUCGGAGACGGGCCUGCGCUCCAUCGAGGUCACAAGUUUCGUCAGUGCCAAAUGGGUUCCCCAGAUGGGCGAUAAUACGGAAGUGUUCAAGGGAAUCAACAAAAUGCCGGGCAUAAGCUAUCCGGUGCUAACUCCCAACUUGAAGGGAUUCGAAGCAGCGCUGGCGGCGGGUGCCGAGGAAGUGGCUGUCUUUGGUGCGGCUUCCGAAAGUUUCACCAAGAAGAAUGUAAACUGCUCGAUUGCGGAAAGCUUGAGUCGCUUCCAGGAUGUUAUGGACGCUGCCAAAAAGGCUCAGGUCAAAGUGCGGGGAUACGUGUCAACUGUUGUCGGCUGCCCAUACGAGGGAAAAAUAAAACCAUCCGCAGUGGUUAACGUCGUGGACAAGCUGCUGGAAAUGGGCUGCUAUGAGAUCUCACUUGGCGAUACCAUCGGUGUGGGAACACCGGGCUCAUUCUCGGAAAUGCUUCGAGAAGUGACAAAAAUCGCGCCGGUCAGCAUGCUGGCCGUCCACUGUCACGAUACCUACGGCCAAGCGCUUCCGAACAUUCUCACCUCGCUGGACUUUGGUGUAUCCGUUGUGGACGCGUCCGUUUCCGGCCUCGGAGGUUGUCCAUACGCCAGAGGUGCAUCGGGAAAUGCUGCCACCGAGGAUGUGGUGUACAUGUUGCAUGGCUUGGGAAUUGAGACCGGAAUCGAUUUGCCACAGCUGGUGAACGUUGGCAAGUUUAUCUGCGAUAAACUAGGACGGCAAUCCGAGUCGAAGGUGAAUCGGGCCAUGAGGAAGACAAAUCCAAAGGCUGCAUGCUAGGAAUUAACUGAUGUUGCAAUACACUGACUAUCGCAUUAGAAACAUACUAAGCCAAUAACGGGUAUCGGAAUUUAUGCAUUUACUGUAUUUAGGAAACAACGUGUGCCAGAUCUAUUUUAUAUAACGACAUAUUUGAGACAUAAUAAAAUAAAGAGAAUAAAACCUA
This is a messenger RNA of Aedes aegypti (yellow fever mosquito), 1283 nucleotides long. Its product is annotated as hydroxymethylglutaryl-CoA lyase, mitochondrial. The record is from RefSeq and is a predicted model, not a curated record. NCBI's taxonomy places the organism in Eukaryota, Metazoa, Arthropoda, Insecta, Diptera, Culicidae. The transcript has 4 exons. Gene Ontology annotation, biological process: L-leucine catabolic process; ketone body biosynthetic process. Bases 140 to 1117 code for a protein of 325 amino acids. Gene Ontology annotation, molecular function: hydroxymethylglutaryl-CoA lyase activity.